GUUGAGAGAAAGGUGCGUAUCAUAGGAAUGAGGCCAUUUCCAUUUCCAUUUUUUUCAUUCAAUUGAUUGAUUGUUUCUUAUUCUCAAGAAACAAAGAAAUGUCACGAGAAACCGUGUACGUGCAGCAGUGUAAGGGCGUUAAUGGCCUGGACAAGAUCAUUCUCAGGGAAGUUCGUGGUUUCUCUUGCGAGGUGUAUCUUUAUGGGGGUCAGAUUACAUCUUGGAAGAAUGAACUUGGGGAAGAAUUGCUCUUUGUCAGUGGUAAGGCUAAUUUUAAGCCACCGAAAUCUAUACGUGGAGGCAUUCCGAUAUGCUUUCCUCAAUUUUCAAAUAUGGGCUCUCUUGAACAACAUGGAUUUGCAAGGAACAGGUUAUGGACCUUAGAUCCUAAUCCCCCACCAUUUCCAACAAAUAGCACCAGCAGAGCUUUCAUUGAUUUGAUUCUUACGAACUCUGAAGAAGAUACAAAGAAUUGGCCUCACAGAUUUGAGUUUCGCCUGAGGAUAGCGCUGGGACCUGGAGGAGAUUUGAUGAUGACAUCUCGCAUUCGAAAUACAAAUACAGAUGGGAAAUCCUUUACCUUCACAUUUGCCUAUCAUACAUACUUCUACGUUACUGACAUCAGUGAAGUUCGGGUAGAAGGACUAGAGACACUGGAUUAUCUGGACAACUUGAAGAAUAGAGAGAGAUCUACUGAACAAGGGGAUGCUAUUACAUUUGAGUCUGAGGUGGACAAAACAUAUGUAAGUACGCCCACAAAAAUUGCUAUCAUAGACCAUGAAAGGAAGAGAACUUUUGUAUUGCGGAAAGAUGGGCUUCCUGAUGCUGUGGUAUGGAACCCGUGGGACAAGAAAGCAAAGACUAUAUCUGAUUUGGGGGAUGAUGAGUACAAACAUAUGCUCUGUGUUGAGGCUGCUUGUGUAGAAAAAGCAAUCACUCUCAAACCUGGUGAAGAGUGGAAAGGAAGGCAGGAAAUAUCUGCAGUUCCUUCGAGUUAUUGCAGUGGCCAACUGGACCCCCGGAAAGUACUUUUAAAUCACUAGAAGAACGGUUCAGUUGCAUCUUCGUACAGGAUCUUUGAUGCGUUAAUGGUGCUGUCAUUCUCGCUCAGAUUUUCUUCAGGUUCAAGGGGGGGACUAUCUACAAAAUUGUCAAUGUCGCUUUUGGCCUUGAGUAUGUUCAGCUGCUUGGGGCAGAGAUGAAGUAGGUUGCUGAAAAAAGAACUUGGUAUUUGUAGAUCUGCCCAAAUUUUUCCUUUAGGAGAAUAGAACAUUGCAUCCCUAGAGGCAUAUAUCCUCUUUUAUUUGAAGUUUGAACUUUGAACACCCGUCCCUUAAAGUUAAUAGUAGUUGUAUAAUUUUGUUCUUAUUCUUUUAUUUGUUAACCUCAUUUCACCUGUUUAGGAAACAUUUCUCGGUUUUUUU
This is a messenger RNA of Lotus japonicus, 1424 nucleotides long. RefSeq names its product putative glucose-6-phosphate 1-epimerase. Gene Ontology annotation, molecular function: carbohydrate binding; isomerase activity. Gene Ontology annotation, biological process: carbohydrate metabolic process. NCBI's taxonomy places the organism in Eukaryota, Viridiplantae, Streptophyta, Magnoliopsida, Fabales, Fabaceae. The record is from RefSeq and is a predicted model, not a curated record. The transcript is spliced from 9 exons. The coding region runs from base 99 to 1043 and encodes 314 amino acids.